UGGUUCACGGGAAGUGGAUUGCCAAGAGGGAGUACAUCCUGGUUACAUGGUAUAGAUGAAAAGUAGGGGGUGCAAGUACAAAGGGGGGGGAUGGUGUUCACAGGACGGUCAUCGAUGAUGGGGACCGACGGCACGGUGGUGCAAGACCGCGCAGAAUUGUUCGGUUACGUUUUGUGCUGAUUGAUGCGACUGGCUAGCCGUAAGGUUGCAGUCUUCUCGGCAAAUGGCCUUCUGGCCAAAGAAAGGCAGGAGAAGUUCUGGAUGGGUUUGGAGGUGGAGUGAAUGGGAUGGGACAAGGGGUGGUGGAUGUCGAUGGGAUGGGACAAGGGGUGGUGGAUGUCGAUGGGAUACGGUUCACGCAGAGAGAGCAAGGCACGAGGGGACGGUGUUGCCUUCUCUCACCAUCGUUUGCCAGAUCGGAGGAAUAGUGAGCAACUCCACGUAUGUCUAAAGCGUCCGUCAUGGUCGGGUGGGAUCAACGCUGUUGAGUUUGAAGUUCGAAUGCCGCAAACCUUCCACCCCAUCGGGCCUGAUCUGCUACUUUAUCUGGCUGACGUCGGACCGAUCGAUUACCAAACUGCCAUCAAUGAAGACCGGCCGGCUUUACUGUAGCUGCCGGCCUAUAAUCC
Messenger RNA from Serpula lacrymans var. lacrymans S7.9, 629 nucleotides. RefSeq lists its product as uncharacterized. The record is from RefSeq and is a predicted model, not a curated record. Bases 283 to 612 code for a protein of 109 amino acids. The transcript has a single exon. NCBI's taxonomy places the organism in Eukaryota, Fungi, Basidiomycota, Agaricomycetes, Boletales, Serpulaceae.